Molecule: messenger RNA, 204 nt
Organism: Peronospora belbahrii
Lineage: Eukaryota; Oomycota; Peronosporomycetes; Peronosporales; Peronosporaceae
Source: the annotation of a GenBank genome assembly
AUGACAGCAAUGUGGUGUGGUGCAAAUGAGUGCUUUGUGUUAAGUUUCUCGCAACUGGUUUGCUUUUACUCCCUCUUGCAGGAGAAGGAUAGCACAAAAAUGAGCUCACGUGACAAUUGUUGUACGCAAUCUACUGCGUGCUGGCUCAAGACGAUCAAGUUGUGGUGUUUGCUGAGUCUGACUUGUUAUAUGCACUGUUGUUGA